CGUGAGGGGCCGUGAGGGGCCCCCGCGCUCGGCGGGCUGGGACGGGCCCGCAGGAGGGGCCCCGCCGCUCCCCCCGCCGCUCCUCGCGACGCUGCCGCCGCCGGAGCCUCCCCGGGGCCUGACCGGAGCCUCCUCGGGGGAGACACGGGGCCUGCUCGGGGCCUUUUGCGGCCUUACCGGGGCCUCCCCGCCGCUUUUCGGGGCUCGGCGGGGCCGUUUGGGGCAUCCCCGGGGCUCGGCGGGGCCGUUUGCGGCCUUACCGGGGCCUCCCCCGGCCUUGACCGGAGCUUUUUGGGUUCGAACCGGGCCCUUCCCGAGGCCUCCGGGGCUGAACCGGGGCUUUAAGGGCCUUUAACGGGGAGAGCCCCCCGGUGCCCCCGGGUUUGGUUCUUUCUCGCUGGAAUUCGGGGCCGAUUUCAGCCGAAAUCGCAGCAAAGUCGGGUUUUUUUGUUUUUCUUUUCUUCUUUAAUUUUGUUUAUUUAACAGCGCUUUUCCCGUUUUGUUUUGUUGUGGUUUUUUUUUCUCCCGGGAUUUCGGCUCCUCCCGAGGCUCAGAAAAUCCCGGGGUUUGAGGAACGGGAUGAAAUUCCAAGGAUUUCUUCAGCCGAGCGAAUUUUUUGGGGUUUUUUUAUUGCGGUUUUUGCUUUGAGCGAACAAAAUCCGCGAUCCAGGGAAUUCGGGAAUGUCGGCCCUGGAACCGGGAAUGACUUAAAGGCAACGCUUGGCUUUUCCUCAUUAAAUUAUUAAUUAGGAAAUUCAAAAAUAAUUUAAAAAAAGGGGUUUUUUUUUGGGGCGGAGGGGGGGAAAAUCGCUGGAACUUUGGGAGCCUCCGAGGGGAUUUUUUAUUUUUGGGGGGGAGAUUUAUUGGAAAGGAAAAUCAAGGAGAAGGAAAAAAAGGGAUCGGAGAUCGCUGGGAGCGCCCGGGAGCCGCCAUCGGGCACGGCUGAGGUGCCCAUGGCGGGCCGGAAGCGCGGCGCAGGCGGUGCCAGUGCCGGCGGUGGCCCGGGCGGGUCGGUGCCGUGGCCCGAGGAGCCGGGCGAGCGCGAGCAGGGCCUGUACUCGCUGCACCGCAUGUUCGACAUCGUGGGCGCGCAGCUGACGCACCGCGACGUGCGCGUGCUCUCCUUCCUCUUCGUGGACGUGCUGGACGAGGCCGAGCGCGGCCGCAUCCGCUCGGGCCGCGACUUCCUGCUGGCCCUGGAGCGCCAGGGCCGCUGCGACGAGAGCAACCUGCGGCAGCUGCUGCAGCUGCUGCGCAUCAUCACCCGCCACGACCUGCUGCCCUACGUCAGCCUCAAGAGACGGCGCCCCGUGUGCCCGGACCUGGUGGACAAGUACCUGGAGGAGACGUCCAUCCGCUACGUCACCCCCCGCGCGCCCGGGGGGGCCCCGCCCGGCCUCGGCCACCCCCACAAAUCAGUGCCUGCCCCCCACCCGUCCCUGUGCUGCCCCCCGGGGGGGCCCCAGCUGGGCCCGAAGCGCCCGGGCCGGGCCCGGAGCCUCCUCGGGAGCCAACGGAAACGCAGGAAGUCAGCGACCCCCGACCCCAAGGAGAAACAGACCUGCGACAUCCGCCUGCGCGUGCGCGAGUACUGCCAGCACGACUCCGCCCUGCACGGCAACGUCUUCUCCAACAAGCAGGACCCUCUGGAGCGCCAGUUCGAGCGCUUCAACCAGGCCAACACCAUCCUGAAAUCGCGGGAUUUGGGCUCCAUCAUCUGCGACAUCAAAUUCUCGGAGCUCACCUACCUCGACGCCUUCUGGCGGGAUUACAUCAACGGCUCCCUCCUGGAGGCCCUCAAGGGCGUCUUCAUCACGGACUCGCUCAAACAGGCCGUGGGCCACGAGGCCAUCAAGCUGCUGGUCAACGUGGACGAGGAGGAUUACGAGUUGGGUCGCCAGAAACUCCUCAGGAACUUGAUGCUCCACACGGCUCCCUGAGGGGAUUCACCCCCCUUCCCCCAGUUUGGGUUUUUUUUUUUUUUUUGGUUUUUGGGAUUUUCCUGGUUUUUCCCUCUUCCCCCCUCGGUUCUUCGGCGGAGUUCGCUCGUGGAUUUGGGGAGGGUUGGAGGUGUGGGGGAUUCCGGGAUUCGGAGGUUUUUGGGGUUCCUGAUGGGUUCUCCUUGUGUUUUCCAUGGGGUUUUCCCCUCCUGUUUUUUCUUUUGUAUCCAUUAAAAAUGGUGAUGAAAAGGCAAAAAUCCCAUUGGUGCGACACACUGGGAUUUGGGGAUCGGGGGUGUGGAAUAUUCCAGAAUUCCUCACUUUUUCCUGUCAAUUCCUCACUUUUCCCUGUCAGCUCCUCUUUGUGUUUUCCAUGUUUUCUUCCUAUUUUCUUUUCUUUUUUAUCCAUUAAAAAUGGUGAUGAAAAGGCAAAAAUCCCAUUGGUGCGACACGCUGGGAUUCGGGGAUCGGGGGUGUGGAAUAUUCCAGAAUUCCUCACUUUCCUCCUUUGUUUUCCACAUUUUCUUCCUGUUUUCUUCCUAUUUUCUUUUCUUUUGUAUCCAUUAAAAAUGGUGAUGAAAAGGCAAAAAUCCCAUUGGUGCGACACAUUGGGAUUUGGGGAUCGGGGGUGUGGAAUGUUCCAGAAUUCCUCACUUUUUCCUGUCAAUUCCUCUUUCUGUUUUCCAUAUUUUCUCCUUCUUUUCUUUUUUAUCCAUUAAAAAUGGUGAUGAAAAGGCAAAAAUCCCAUUGGUGCAACACAUUGGGAUAUGGGGAUUGGGAGUGUGGAAUAUUCCAGAAUUCCUCACUUUUUCCUGUCAAUUCCUCUUUGUGUUUUCCACAUUUUCUCCCUAUUAUCUUUUUUCCUUCUUUUCUUUUUUUAUCCAUUAAAAAUGGUGAUGAAAAGGCAGAAAUCCCAUUGGUGAGACACGCUGGGAUUUGGGCU
Messenger RNA from Camarhynchus parvulus, 2883 nucleotides. RefSeq names its product death effector domain containing (gene DEDD). Gene Ontology annotation, biological process: regulation of apoptotic process; apoptotic process; extrinsic apoptotic signaling pathway via death domain receptors. The record is from RefSeq and is a predicted model, not a curated record. Gene Ontology annotation, molecular function: DNA binding; protein binding. Lineage: Eukaryota; Metazoa; Chordata; Aves; Passeriformes; Thraupidae. Gene Ontology annotation, cellular component: nucleolus.